CUGUGGAAGAGUCUAAGGCUUUACUUCACGAUACCUCGUCACUGACGCGAAGAGUGUUGAUUUGAUGCUCGUUGUUCUGCCAGAAAAGAAGCUCAAAAAUCACUGAUCUUUCUAUAGGAACGUAGUGCGAAAUGGAAGCUAGCACGAGUGCUGAUCAAGAGUCUACCUCUGAAACCUUGAUGAUUGAGAAUGUAGUGCUUAAUGAAGAAUCAUCUUUGGAUUUUUCGUCCCCUUGGCACUUUAGUGAUGUGGUACUUGUUGUGGAGGACACCAAGUUCCAUGUACACAAAUGCAUCUUAUCAAUGUGGUCCCCGGUAUUCCGUACAAUGUUUACGUCCCAGUUUAUGGAGAGUAACGCCAAAGAGAUCCCGUUACCAGGGAAACAUUCUGACGAAAUGGAAGUGUUGUUGAAACAUAUCUACUCAUCCGGGACAAAGGCGACAGUUACAGAGGAAAACUACCAGUUUCUCCUUCAACUCAUCCUUCAGAUUCAUAGUGAAGAAGAUCGAGAAUUACUGAUCAAAUCAGACUGA
This is a messenger RNA of Actinia tenebrosa (Australian red waratah sea anemone), 533 nucleotides long. RefSeq lists its product as uncharacterized. NCBI's taxonomy places the organism in Eukaryota, Metazoa, Cnidaria, Anthozoa, Actiniaria, Actiniidae. Gene Ontology annotation, molecular function: protein binding. The record is from RefSeq and is a predicted model, not a curated record.